Molecule: messenger RNA, 1950 nt
Organism: Heterocephalus glaber (naked mole-rat)
Lineage: Eukaryota; Metazoa; Chordata; Mammalia; Rodentia; Bathyergidae
Source: RefSeq, a predicted model, not a curated record
AAACAUCACCUUUGUACAAGUUACAAGAAAGACCUCCUCCUCUGGAUUAAGCCAACUCUUUGCCAGUCCUUGCGGUUUCCUUUGCCCAGUAAAGAUGUCAUCUUAGUGAGUGGGCUGAGUGGACACCAAAGAGAGACAGCACAAGCAAACUGUGACAGUGAAAUGCAGCAAUAUGAAGCUGACCCUGGUACAGAUCUUUGUCAUCAUGCUUCUGCUGCUACUGGGCCUGGGGUCGGGCCUAGGGCUGGGGCUUCAAAUGGCUGCAGCAGUCCUGGAGGACAGUGAUCAGCCACUGAAUGAAUUUUGGUCCAGUGACUUACAGGACAAAGCUGAGGCCACUGAGGAGAGAAAGGACACUCAAACCCCAGAAACCCUGGUGCUUAGCAACAAAGCAAUUGUGCAGCCUGGCUGGCCAGAAGAGACCGUCUUCAGUGAAGAUGAGGUUGGAGGGAACCAAGGUCUCAGAGCGGAGGCCCGCUUUCAGAGCUACAGAGACUAUCUUAGGCUUGACUUGACAGCCAGAGAAUGUAAUGCCAUGAUGGCACCCAAGGUGAUGCAGCGUAAUCACAGUUGCAUACCUGAGUACACAUUCAUCCAUGAGGAUCCCAAAAUAGUCAAAGCCGUCUGUAACAGUCCUGCUGUAGCCUGUGAGCUCAAGGGGGCCAAAUGUCACAAAAGCCCUCGCCCUUUUGACUUAACAUACUGCAAGUUGUCUAAACUAAGCCAAGUCACCCCCAACUGCAAUUACCUAACUUUCAUUAUGGAAAAGGUCAUUCUUAUAACCUGUAAGGACAUGAAGCUCCAGUUAACAGCUAUACAAUGAAGCAGCUUAUCCUAUUCCUUCUCUACAUCUUAUUCUCUUCCAUUUGCUUUCCCAUUUCCAUUUUCUCUUGCUGCUCUCCUCUUCUUAGGUAUCCUGUGGAAAAGGUCUUGAGAAGAGAAGACAGAUUAUUCUUUAUCAUUCUCUUCUGAAAAUAAAGUUCAUCUUUGCCUUAGGGGUCAUGUAAUUUUUGUUUUGGUCCUGGGAACAGAGGUGGGAGAAUAGAGCAAAGAUGCCUAGUUUUUCUGCCUGUCUUUUCUAACCCUUGCCCUGGAAAGGGGUAAGAAAACUACUGCUCUUGUCCUUACCAUAACCCUUGUCAUCAGUCUGUUCCCUGGUCUGAGUUUACCUUUGGGUAUGAAUUUAAUGCAUCCUUUGCCCAUCUCCUCCCUCCUACCCACCUUGAGCUUCUAUGCCAAUUACAUGACUCCUAGGCUUUGCACAAUAGCACUUCUCUGCUGUGGAUGCAAAUCUGUGACUGCCUCUUGAAAACCAUGUGGCCCAGGUCUCUUUAGAUGAGCCUGGGGGGGAAAAUAUAGGGCCUAGAUCUGGGCGUCUGCUGAUAUUUGGCAGGGGAUAUAGAUCACAACAGAAUUCAUGCUGUCGAAGGGGCAAGGAAGCCCUCUUUUUCCUAACUCUUUUUCUACCCUUUUAUCUUCCCUGCCAUAUUCACUACAUGCCUCUUUGCUUUGCUUCUUUUUUCCCUCUCUUUCCUUUGUUCUCCUUUCCUGUUUUGUUUUUUUUUAAAUUAGCAUUCCAAUCUUUUUCUCUGGAUCUUUUCCACUUAUGCCUUGCCAAGUACAUAGAUGUUGAACCUAGUCUGGUAUAGGAAGAUGGAGAGAAGGAGGGUCAGGAAAAUGAGAAAAAGAGGAGGAGAGUGAGCCAUUUUUCCGAAUUAGGACUAAAAAGCAGAAUAGUGCUCACUUUAGAUGCUCAAUAGAAUGAAUGAGAUGAGAGGAUCUCUUAUUCAGUAAAGGUAGUAGCACAAUUGGGGCUGGGAGACCAUUCCCUCGCCAUACACCUGAAUUUGGGCAACACCCCUGGGCCAUUUCUCCUUCUAUUGCUCUAAAAAUAAAUAAACAAACAAACAAAGAAAUAAAUAAAUAAGAUCUUGAAAAUAUCUAAAGAAG